GAUGGUGAUCAUGUGACCUGGUCCUUAUCACUGAACUAAGUGAAGUGAAGAUACAGUCUCCAUCUUCAGGAGCAGGUUGUUUGAAAUGCCCUGAUGCUGAGUGCUCUGUGGGGCUGAGUAAAGAUGAGUGGCUCUGGUGUAUCUGUGUUUGUAACGGUGCAGAAGAUCUACUACCCCCUGCUCUGCUCUGUGGGAAUCCCAGCCAAUCUCUUCACGUUCUACAUGAUCUGCUUCCGUAAGUGCGGCAUGUCUGAAACUGCCAUGGUGUACCUGAGUUGCUUGGCCAUUGUGGACAUCUUCUACCUGGUCUGGGUCAUCCUUAUUGACCUGACUCUUACUUUCUGGGUGUUGCAGCCCUUCUGGCACUCCCAUCCCUGGUGUGGUAUCUUGGGCUUUCUGCAGUAUGGGUCCCUCUACAGCUCGUCGUGGAUCGUGGUGGUGUUCACCAUUGAGCGCUACCUGGUCCUGCGCAGCACCCGAGCUAAGCAGCACUUCUCUAAAGCUGGCCUUACCAAGCUAAUGUGCGUGGGGAUUGUGCUAACAUCUCAUCUUGUCUCUGUACCUUUGGGAUGGAUCAAUUUUGUGUCCACAGUAGACAUCACAACAAAUGGACUGAACGUGUCAUUGCCCAGGUGCCACUACCGGGAUGCCACCUAUAGCACUGUUAUUGUGUGGAUAACUACUUUUCUGUCUGGGGGUGUGCCCAUUGUGCUGGUCAUUAUUUUUAACUACCUGAUUGGGUACCACCUGUCCCGGGCAAGUAACCUCUUCACCAAAGAAGAGCGGCGGGUGAUGCAUAGCCGCAGCCGGGGUGUUCUCCGGAGGACACUGCUGCUGCUGGGCACCGUAUCUGUGGCCUUUGUGGUACUCAGCCUGCCUCGCUUUGUCACAUACUGCAUCCUCAGAACUAAGUACAAUAAAGAAGACUUUGACCGCAACGACUACAGGAUCCCCAUCAACGUGGCCGGGGACGUGGCCAACAUGCUCCAGAACUUGAACUCCACCACCAAUUUUUUGCUGUAUUGCAUGGUCAGCCGGAGAUUUCGCAGGGAAAUAGUGAGCGCACUAACCUGCUCAGUCAAGGCUCGACAGCACGUUUCUGCGCUCACCUACAGCACGAUGAAAGUGUUCUCCGUGGCGGAGCGCAGAGCACCUCCUAGUGACAGUCCUGCCACUGUUGUGUUGACUAAUAUAAAACUCACGGACUGACCUCAUCUAUAUUUAAUACUGUAAAGCUGUAUUUCACUCAGUAAUGUGAUCGAAAUGCGCCAUUAAAGGGAACAUAUUAGGCAACGUAAAAAUUCAUUUAGAUUGACUUGGGCGUUUUACCAUGUUAUAAUGGUGUUUCAUCAACUGUAUUAUGAUUUAUCCAUACAUGUUUGAUUAAUCCUGUAUUGUCUUGUACUCAAGGCUCAGACAUUUGCCUCUUUAUACCUAUC
Boleophthalmus pectinirostris (great blue-spotted mudskipper) is the source of this 1439-nucleotide messenger RNA. RefSeq names its product probable G-protein coupled receptor 139. The transcript is spliced from 3 exons. The coding region runs from base 124 to 1209 and encodes 361 amino acids. The record is from RefSeq and is a predicted model, not a curated record. Gene Ontology annotation, biological process: G protein-coupled receptor signaling pathway. Lineage: Eukaryota; Metazoa; Chordata; Actinopteri; Gobiiformes; Gobiidae. Gene Ontology annotation, cellular component: membrane. Gene Ontology annotation, molecular function: G protein-coupled receptor activity.